Messenger RNA from Saprolegnia parasitica CBS 223.65, 165 nucleotides. RefSeq lists its product as hypothetical. Lineage: Eukaryota; Oomycota; Saprolegniomycetes; Saprolegniales; Saprolegniaceae. The record is from RefSeq and is a predicted model, not a curated record. The transcript has a single exon. The annotation marks the transcript as partial.
ACGCCACCGGCGAUCCUCAAGGACAUUGGCAUUUACUACCGCCCGGCGCAAUACUUGAUUUGCUUUGCCUUGCAUUGGCUCUACAACGGCGUCAUCACGCUCGGGAUCACGUCGUUUGCAGCGACAGCGACAGCCAAGGACGUGCCGUCGCCCAAGCAGCUCUAA